Nomia melanderi (Alkali bee) is the source of this 2247-nucleotide messenger RNA. RefSeq names its product syntaxin 16 (gene Syx16). Gene Ontology annotation, molecular function: SNAP receptor activity; SNARE binding. Gene Ontology annotation, biological process: vesicle-mediated transport; vesicle fusion; intracellular protein transport. The record is from RefSeq and is a predicted model, not a curated record. Gene Ontology annotation, cellular component: endomembrane system; membrane; SNARE complex. NCBI's taxonomy places the organism in Eukaryota, Metazoa, Arthropoda, Insecta, Hymenoptera, Halictidae.
CUCUGUGCUGCCCCGUGGUGGUGGUUGAUCUCGUGAACAACGCAGAGUACAAACGUUGCAGCUUAUGGACAGCUUCCGUCUAGGGCAUCCUCCAAACAAACUUUGGAAUUAUGUGGACGUUCGUUGAAACGUGCAAGUAGUAUCGAUUCGUAGGAAUUUCGAGAGAAGCAAAAUCUAGAACGAUGUUCUAAUAAUACGGAAUGCCGUACAGAAACAUUGCUACCACGAAUCUACGACUGUACGUCGCGAUGUAAGAGGGAAAAAUUUCCACUGGUUGUCCUCCGACUGUUUUACAUUGGGCGGUGAAAUAUUUUGCCUGUCGGUCUAUAUAAUACGAUUUAAACAGCAUAAAUAUAUGUACAACGAAUAAUCGAACAUGUUACGAAGAAAAUGCUGUUCGGGUUUUUGAAUCGAUCGUUAGGGAUAAAGUAAGUUGAAAAUGAAACAUUCGUGUAUUUGACUGAUCAGCUGUUUUCGUCGAUUCACAAUGACAGAUGGAGAAAAUCCGAAGAGAUAACGAUGCGUGGCCAAGUGUUGUGAGGUAUUGAUAAAGAAGAGGUUUAAGAGAAUCGAUCAAAAUGGCCAUGAGAAAUUUAACAGAGCCGUAUAUUUUUAUGCGGAAUAACGCUUUGCGAAGUAAACAUUCGUACGCCGAACAGAACCUGUCCGAUCGAACGACAUUAGUUGAUCCGGAUUUUGACAAUUCGAACAACGUGGAACUGAGAAAUGUCAAUUUGGAGAAUAACACAUCGCCCAUUUGGAUAGACGCCUUGGAGGAAACGCAAUACAUUUUAAGUAGAUUACGCGACAAAGUAGACAGUCUAAGAGAUUUAUAUAAGAAACAAUUGACUAGACCAACGUUGGAUGAUACUUCGCAGGAAGAAAGGCAAAUGGAACAACUGACGCGAGAAAUUGGACGCGCAUUUUCGAAUGGUUACCGACAAGUGCAAAGUAUAAAAACCGCGGCUAGGCAUGCGACUAAAGCCGUAGAGCGUCAAUUAGCGACGAGUGCGGUGUUGGCUCUCUCGGCUGCUUUGCAAGAGCUUGCUCUUCGAUAUGGAUCUGCUCAAAAUCAUUAUUUGACGCAGAUGAAGUCAAGGGAGGAGAGGAGCAAUCAAUAUUUUACCGAAGACCAAUCGAUAUUUUUAAAUAAUGCCACGAGCGAUACAUGGUUACUCGACUCUGGUCAAACAAACGUGGAAUCGUGGUACGAGAACGAACACCAUCAAGAGACUGUACUCGUACAGCUGGACGAUCCGGGGGAUAGAAUGAAGUUUGCUCUGGAAAGGGAAGAACAAAUUGGCAGCAUAGUACAGAGCAUAGCGGAUCUCAGACACGUAUUUAAAGAUUUAGCGAACAUGGUGCAGGAUCAGGGCACUAUCUUGGAUAGAAUCGAUUAUAAUAUAGAACAGACACAAGUGCAAAUACAGGAAAGUUAUAAACAAUUGAAAAAAGCGGACUCUUAUCAAAGGGCCAAUAAAAAAUUGUACUGUAUAGUUGUUCUUGCCGGAGCUAUUAUUCUGGUUAGUCUUCUUUUCGUUGUUUUUAAAACGUAAGGCGUAACCUUUGAAUGGUCGAGUCGUUAUUGGUUGGUGUUUCUCGAAGGAGAAUGUGGUUUUACUCUAUAUUUUGCACGGAUCGCAGUAUUUGACCGGAACGACGGUAAAUACAGGAAAUACAAGGCGAGCAUAAAAAUAAUAGUUGGAAAAUAGUCGAAAGAAAGUUUUCAUUGGCGUGUCACCGUGCGCGUCCGAUUCGUGACGCGCGUAUUCGUGUUACACUUCUCACUUUCUACCAGUUGAAAUGUUCAUUUAGUUUCAAAAUACAAUAAUUUAUAUGGUAAUAAAAUAUAUCGUAAGUACGGCGAUAGGAGCCAUUUUCAUGAAUGAAUUCCUAAAUAAAAGAGAAAAGAUUCGCGAUCAAGCUAAACGCUUUUGUGUAAAUGUUAUCCUCCUUCUUUAAUAAGAGAAAAGUAUUUAAGUAAAGGCACGUACGAACAUUACAAUUCUACGCAUUGUUAACGUAAAUAUCGUAUCGCAUUCAAUUGACUCGAAAAUGUGUUAAUAAAUGGAAAGAUCGAUAAACGCAAUAUUCUGGUUUACGUGAUCUGCGAUAUUUUAAGGUAUGAGUAACGUUACGAGAUAGCUUUACCUCUAAAAGUACCUUCUUCUUAUCAUUGAUCGUGUUCGACCGCGUCUACUCAAUGGACGCGUUAUUCGACUAUCUAAGGGCUUUGUACAUAGAUUG